CUGCCGGUCAUUGCUGCAACUUGAUAUUUCAGACGACAUUCUCAUUUCUGUCAAGAGUUGUGGAAGGUCCACUGAAAAAAUAUCACACUUUGUGUAUUUUCUUCUUUGUAGAAUCACUAAACCGCUGGUUUUGCGUCAGAAGAAACUGGGAACAGAGAGGGAUACGAUUUGCACAAGUUUGUUGAAUUCAGUCUCCAUCACUGGAUGUGCAGCAUGCCUGCAAUCGGGUUGUCGCCGAGACAGCAGAAGCAGCGGCGGCGGAUGUCGGACGCCAAGCACCGCGCCAGUGUGGCCGCCAGCUACAAACAGCUGCAGAAAGUUCUGCCCAGCACAUACGACUACCACGGAGUCAAAGAAAUAUCUAGGCAAACCAAGAUAGUACGGGCUGCUGUGAGUCACAUCAACAAACUGGAGGAAACGCUUGACAAAAUCUUGAAGCUCAGAGCAUGCAAGUUUGGAGACAAGGCUGGAUACAGUAAGACCCUGUACAUGGUCAGGAGACAGUUCAGGGAACAGUUUCUCCACAGUGAGGCCAUCCAGGCACAAAGCAGGGAAAAGAAAACAAAAAAGAGAGUAUACCAGAGGAAGAAGAAAUUGGUCAAUGUUGCUGAACUCCCAACUUGCUUGUCAGUGACAGAAAGUGUCUCCCCACGGAUAGUUCCUUCCAAAGUACACUCCAUGACAAGUACUAAAACGGGAAUGGUCCAUUUGGACGAGGUGGGGGUUGAGGUGCCUUCCCAGCUCAGUUCAUCAAUAGCAAAUCAAGUCAAGCACAACAAUAAAGUUAGAUCCCACAGCUCUGAGAGGGAUGGGCCAAAGAUCCCAAGUCAUGGAGAAAGGUGUCCUACAGAUCAAAUGCUUACCAGCGCUAUGUCGGACAUUACCAAAAAUACCAGCACAAUACCAGGCACAUGUACGACUAAGCACGAUCACCAUGAAGUUGCAGGGAAAAUGCCAGUUCCCAGUGGAUCAACAGCAGUCUGGGAUGCCACUGGUCCUGAGACAGUCCCAAGGAAUCACCAUUUUGUAACUUCUACACCUAAGAUGCUCGUGAGGCCUAAGGUGUUCUCAAGUCCUGAUCCUGUCAGAUCAUACAAGGAAUUUGAAGGGUACCUGCUGUUCUAUGAGCACAUGGUGAACCAGCUGCAGGAACAGCUGCUGCUGCCCACCCAGCACCUGCACAGCACGCAGAUGUCCACCACUAUACAGGAGAUCUGGAAGGAAUUGCCUGUUGGAUGCCGUAAAGCCAUCACUUCAACAGCAACGGCUGAGGUCCCAAAGGCAGCCAAGCUGUCCCGCAUGAAGGCCGUGGUGUCUGUCAGUAUGGACAGGGCAUCCCUUCAGAGGAGGAGAGCCAAGGAGGACAGCUGUGGAGAAGGGUUGUCUUCUUUCAGUGGAAAGGGAUGUUCAGAAGUGACAGCAUGUAAGCUGGCCAGCCCGCUGCCUUGUGAGGCUGAUUUCCACAAGUUCCUGGAGCAGCAGGGGGUUGAGCUGGCCCAGUUGGUGAAGGACACCUCCCCUACCGACACGGAGGGGGACUACCUGGACUGGAGUGAAGAUGAGGAUGAGGAGAAUGAAUAUGUGGUGAUUCUGGAUGAUAAAAUGGGAUUUGGAAAUCCCCAGACAUGUUUGAUGCACUGUGAUGCAGAGGUUCCAACUUUUAGCACACCAGAUGUAGAAGAGAAGAGGGAACAUUCUGCUCAAGUCGUGCCCAGUGCUUAUAGCAGUAUCAAACAAGAACCAACUGUCAUCAAUGAUGCAGUUCUAGCAACCAAUUCAAAUGUGCUAGCAGGAAGAAAAGACAAAUCAGCCAUGCAUUUGGGUGUCAGGAAUGUCAAAAAAGAGCCAAUGUGGAAUGGAAGUAGUGAUGGAGAAGACGCCUUACCCAACAAAGGGAACUGCCCAGUUCCUCGUGUGUUUGGAGAAGUGUCCCCUGCUACAGGGUUUAGGUCCCCAGUUUUAAAGGACAAAGCUCGGGCCAGGCUACCAGCUGAUGGGACCUACAUUUGGACUGUUGAUGUCGAUGAACAGUCUUUGGAUCUGGACAAGAUCUUUAAGAAUGGAGGGAAAAGCAAGGCAGCUAUGCUGCCCCAACAGCAGGACCUCCUGCGUAGCCCCACCUACCAGUCCCUCUUGAGCUCGGGGUUCCUGCCACACCCUCCCACCACUCCUGACUCCUCCCACCAGGUUGUGCCAGACCUAGGUUCUCCUCGUGACAUGCUCACAGACAGGGACGGCUACAGGGAGUUCUGGUCUCCUGAGGAGAGCCUGUUCAGCCUGGAGAAGCCCAUGGAACCCCUGUCUGAGAUGGACCAGUCCACCACCAGCCACAGUCUGGAGUGUGAGGAGGACUCCAGGGACUUGGAUGAUGAUGACCUGUGAUUCCUCUCACUCAACAAACUCUUCAACUGUGGAGACUAGUAGGCUUUUUAUUCAUUAGUGUUCCUAGUUCUUAAACUCUACUGGUCUUCUGUUUGUCCCGGUUAAGUUUGGACUUUGCUGCAAUGUAAAUAGGCACUGCAUUUGGACUUUGUUUCAACUCUAGGGACCUGGAUGAUGAUGACCUGUGAUUCCACUCACUCAACAAUCUCGCAAACUUUCAAGACAGUAGGCUUUCAUUCAUUAGUCUUCCCAGCUCUCAAAACUAUACUAGUAUUAUGUUGGUCCUGGUUAAGUUUUGGACUUUGAACUCCAGGGACUUGGAUGAUAAUGACUUGUGAUUCCACUCGCACAACAAUCUCUUCAACUUUGGAGACUAGUAGGCUUUUAUUCAUUAGUGUUCCUAGUUCUUAAACUCUACUAGUCUUCUGUUCGACCCAGUUUGGGUGGGAAUUUGUUGCAAUGUAAAUAUCUUUAUGUCAAUGAAGAAUGUGCACAUAUUACACCGGAAAGUUGUGAAAGUUUUGGAUAAAUCGGGUAUUAGGAUGAAAGACUUGCCAGUUUUGUUCAGUUUUUAAAUUGUGAUGAGGUAUCUAAAUAAGUUAAAGGUUGCUCACUGAUUGUUGUGCUUCUUAGAUUGCAAUGUUGAAAGUUUAAUAUUACAGCUACAGUGUGUGUGUUGUAUUUAUUGUGGGACUCAUCCACAUGUAUGCCAGACUAUACAAGACUGCUGUAACCUUGUAUACUGUGCAGUUCCUGCACUUACCUGCUUAUCUUGGUACAAUGUAGUUGGUAUUGUGAUGAAACUAACUGAAAAGAUGAGUAAAUUCUUUGUUCCAUUUUUACAACUAGUGAAUUUUCCUAGUGUGACCACUUUUCUUUCAUUUGAAUAGAACAGUUGUAAAUAAGGCUAGCAGCUAUAGCUUGAAAUAGUGCUAUAUCCAAUAUGAAAUGAACCAUACUUCAGUUAUAACAAGAAAGCUUCUUGCAUACCAAACCUCCUUGAAGUACUUGAUCUGCUAUUGGCAGUGUACAUGUACAUGUAUCUACAGAUCUACAUGCUAAUUGUCCAAAUGAGCAUAAAAACAUAUCUAAAGUGAUGAAAACACCAUGUUGAUGUGAUGGGUAUGUAAUAAAUAUUUAAUAAUUAUGGCAUUGACAAUGUUGUUUGCUAAAGGAGGUUUCCAGUCAAUAUUUGUAACACAUCGGAAAAAUCAACAUCAGAGAUAGGCACCUUAUGGUAAUAACACUCAUUUCCACAAUUUUAUCAGCACUAUGUGCAUACUGGUACAUGGUGUACAUGGUGACAUACAUGUAUAUUUUGCUAUUAAACCAGAUAGAAACAAUAUCUUACAGCCAUAAAUUUACCACAA
Molecule: messenger RNA, 3752 nt
Organism: Branchiostoma floridae (Florida lancelet)
Lineage: Eukaryota; Metazoa; Chordata; Leptocardii; Amphioxiformes; Branchiostomatidae
Exons: 14
Coding region: 205-2382 (725 amino acids)
Biological process (GO): cellular response to retinoic acid; meiotic cell cycle
Source: RefSeq, a predicted model, not a curated record